UCGGAGCACUGCUUGCCAUGGCUUGGAGAGGUUGCUGCAGGUUGGAGCUCCAGCUGCGAAGGAGCUUUGGGCGCAACCAGGCAUGGGGGCGCAGGGGGAUCGUCUCCUGCAUUGAUCCUUCAGCAGGUUUGACAGAAGAACAGAAGGAAUUUCAAAGAGUUGCCUUUGAUUUCGCUGCCAAGGAGAUGGCCCCACACAUGGCUGAGUGGGAUGAAAAGGAAAUAUUCCCAGUGGAAACUUUGAGAAAAGCAUCACAGCUUGGUUUUGGUGGAAUCUAUGUGCGACCCGAUGUGGGGGGCUCCGGACUGUCCCGGCUGGAUACCUCCGUCAUCUUUGAGGCCCUGUCGACGGGAUGUGUCAGCACGACAGCCUACAUCAGCAUCCACAACAUGUGCGCUUGGAUGAUUGACACCUUUGGGAGCGAAGAACAAAGGCACAAGUUCUGUCCCUCGCUUUGCAGCAUGGAGAAGCUGGCUUCUUACUGCCUGACCGAGCCAGGAAGUGGGAGUGAUGCGGCUUCCUUGCUGACUUCGGCCAAGAGGAAAGGCGAUACAUAUGUCCUAAACGGCUCCAAGGCCUUCAUCAGUGGCGGUGGUGAUACAGAUGUGUACGUGGUCAUGUGCCGUACAGGAGGGCUAGGCCCCAAAGGCAUCUCCUGCUUGGUGCUGGAGAAAGGAAUCCCGGGGCUGAGUUUUGGAAAGAAGGAGAGGAAGAUGGGCUGGAACUCCCAACCGACCCGGGCUGUGAUCUUUGAGGACUGUGCCGUCCCGGUGGCCAACCGACUGGGAGAGGAAGGGCAGGGCUUCAACAUUGCCAUGAAGGGUCUGAAUGGAGGGAGAAUUAACAUUGCUUCGUGUUCGUUGGGUGCCGCACAUGCUUGUGUCCUCUUGGCGCGGGAUCACCUCAACGUUCGCAAGCAGUUUGGGGAGUUCCUAGCAAGCAGUCAGUAUCUCCAGUUCCGUCUGGCUGAGAUGGCGACACGCCUGGUGGCAGCACGGCUGAUGGUACGGAACGCGGCUCGGGCGUUGCAGGAGAACCGGGAGGAUGCUGUUGCUCUGUGCUCCAUGGCCAAACUCUUUGCCACAGAUGAAUGCUUUGAGAUCUGCAACCAAGCCUUGCAAAUGUAUGGCGGCUAUGGGUACCUGAAGGAUUACACAGUGCAGCAGUUUGUGCGAGAUAUCCGAGUGCACCAGAUUUUGGAAGGUACCAACGAGGUGAUGAGAAUGAUCGUGGCCAGGAGUCUGUUACAGGCAUAAAUGCAAGAGCUGGUCUCUUUACACUCUGUCCACUCCAACAACUAUGGAACUCUCUCUGUUGCUUUGAUAAUCACUGCUUGAAACGCACAGUGCUUCCGUACUAAGCAGUGCCAGGCAACAUCGCAGCGCCAGGCGGGUGGGGACAAACACCCCCAAGAUCUAAAUGGAACCGUUUGUCCUUCAAGUCCUCCCAUCUCUGAGCCUUCUGCCAAUAUUCUUGGGAAAGAAACGUCGCUGGUUAGAAUUGGCCAGCCGGUAUCUUUGUUGUUAUUGUCUUCUAGUUUUCCAGCCUGCUCUUGCAUCAGACAUAGGUACGGCCUACUAAUGGGCGUGAAGGCCAAGACAAAGCCCUGUGGAUUCAGUGCAGGCCGAGGGGCGGGAGGAUCUUCCUGGUCAAUCGACAUUUUCUGGAGAUGGCGCUUUCCCCCCAACAAAGGGCUUAUGAAACCACAGAGGCCUCUUGAAGUUCUGCCUCUUAAUCCAGCCAAAGCUCCUGUUUUAGUUCAAGCAAUGGGAAAAGAGGUGGAUGUCGUAUCUUGGCUAUCCGUAAUCCCAUCGCACUAUCCCCACAUAAACCGUCAAUCUUCCCCACCAUCAAAUCGAGCGCUUAUUCUUCUUACCAUUGGAUCCCGUUGAUCACGCCAAAAGACUGAAAACCCUCACCUGGUGUCCCGCUGACCUUCAGUGUGCCCCUUUUCAAAUGAUCCAGCAAGGAAAGGAAUCAAAAUGCUGAUAGUUUUUGCUUUUCAAUGUUGGAAUCAAUAAAAACUUGAUUCUCUUUC
Messenger RNA from Eublepharis macularius, 2038 nucleotides. RefSeq names its product acyl-CoA dehydrogenase family member 8 (gene ACAD8). Gene Ontology annotation, molecular function: flavin adenine dinucleotide binding; acyl-CoA dehydrogenase activity. The coding region runs from base 18 to 1256 and encodes 412 amino acids. The transcript is spliced from 11 exons. Lineage: Eukaryota; Metazoa; Chordata; Lepidosauria; Squamata; Eublepharidae. The record is from RefSeq and is a predicted model, not a curated record. Gene Ontology annotation, biological process: lipid metabolic process.